Cynara cardunculus var. scolymus (artichoke) is the source of this 1002-nucleotide messenger RNA. RefSeq names its product peroxidase 20-like. The transcript has 4 exons. The record is from RefSeq and is a predicted model, not a curated record. Lineage: Eukaryota; Viridiplantae; Streptophyta; Magnoliopsida; Asterales; Asteraceae. Gene Ontology annotation, biological process: hydrogen peroxide catabolic process; response to oxidative stress. The coding region runs from base 1 to 1002 and encodes 333 amino acids. Gene Ontology annotation, molecular function: peroxidase activity; heme binding.
AUGGAUCAUAUCAUAACAUUGUUUCUAGUGUUCGUUACAUUGUUACAAACGAAACCAAUCUUGUGCAAUAACGAACCUCUUAUUGUUGGGUACUAUGAAGAAUCGUGUCCGUUUUUGGAAGAGAUCGUUCGUCGUCAAGUGGAAAUCGCGGUUCUUCAAGAACCUCGAAUGGCCGCUUCACUUCUUCGCCUGCAUUUCCAUGACUGUUUCGUUUUGGGGUGCGAUGGUUCAGUUCUACUUGAUGAUUUCGAAGGUACAGAAAGCGAAAAGAAAGCCGCACCGAACACGAACUCGUUACGUGGAUUUGAAGUCAUUGAUGAGAUCAAGAACGUAGUUGAAGAUGCAUGUCCUUGUACAGUGUCGUGUGCCGAUCUUCUAGCAAUUGUUGCUCGUGAUGCUGUUGCUCUGACGGGUGGGCCCAAGUGGAAUGUGUAUUUAGGAAGAAGAGACUCCAUGAAAGCAAGCUUGGAUGAUGCAAAUAAGUUCAUCCCUACUCCAAAUUCUUCUUUAGAAACCCUAAUUGCCAAUUUUGGAUCUCAAGGUCUUAAUGCUCAAGAUUUGGUUGUUUUAUCAGGUAGCCACACGAUUGGAGAGGCAAAAUGCACGAGCUUCAAGCAAAGAAUCUACGAUUACGAUGACUCAGAGGAAAGAUCAUACCCUCGUCAGUGGAAAAACGAUGAGUUUCGACGAGUAUUAAGAUCAAUAUGCCCAAGAUCAGGAAGAGACAACGCGUUGGCCCCACUAGAUUUCACGACCCCGGCUAGAUUCGACAAUCAAUACUUUCACAACAUUAAACUUGGACAAGGGCUCCUAGUUUCCGACAACGUGUUGGUUGCUGAAGACGUCGAAAGGGAAAUACGAGACGUCGUGUGGGCAUUUGCCUCAAACGAAGAGCAUUUUUUCACCUCGUUUGCAAACUCGAUGAUCAAGAUGGGGAAUAUACGUGUACUUACAGGACAACAAGGAGAAAUUAGGAAGAAUUGUAGGUUAAUAAACACCUAA